CUGUGGAGCCGGCAGAGACGGCGCCGGGAGCCCGGGGGUCGAGGCGACGCCGGCGGCCUGAAGCGCAACAGUGAACGGAAGACCCCGGAGGGCAGGGCCAGUCCGGCCCCGGGCAGCGGACACCCCGAAGACCCCGGUGCUCACCUGGAAAUGAACUCUCUUGAUAGAGCCCAAGCAGCCAAGAACAAAGGAAACAAAUAUUUUAAAGCAGGGAAAUAUGAACAGGCUAUUCAGUGCUAUACGGAGGCUAUCAGUCUGUGCCCUACAGAAAAGAAUGUUGACCUUUCCACGUUUUAUCAAAACAGAGCCGCUGCCUUUGAACAAUUGCAAAAAUGGAAGGAAGUGGCACAAGAUUGUACAAAGGCUGUUGAACUUAAUCCCAAGUAUGUGAAAGCUCUCUUUAGACGUGCAAAAGCCCAUGAGAAGCUAGACAAUAAGAAGGAAUGUUUAGAAGAUGUCACUGCUGUGUGUAUAUUAGAAGGGUUCCAAAAUCAACAAAGCAUGCUGUUAGCUGAUAAAGUUCUUAAACUUCUUGGAAAAGAAAAAGCCAAAGAAAAAUACAAGAACCGUGAACCUCUGAUGCCAUCUCCACAGUUUAUCAAAUCUUACUUCAGUUCUUUCACGGAUGAUAUAAUUUCUCAACCCAUGCUUAAAGGAGAGAAGUCUGAUGAAGAUAAAGACAAGGAAGGGGAGGCUUUAGAAGUGAAAGAAAAUUCUGGAUAUUUAAAGGCCAAACAAUACAUGGAAGAAGAAAACUAUGAUAAGAUCAUAAGUGAAUGCUCAAAAGAAGUAGAUGCUCAAGGCAAAUACAUGGCAGAAGCAUUAUUACUACGAGCUACCUUCUACCUGCUUAUUGGCAAUGCCAAUGCAGCUAAACCAGAUUUAGAUAAGGUCAUCAGUUUGAAAGAAGCUAAUGUGAAGCUUCGAGCAAAUGCACUCAUCAAAAGAGGCAGCAUGUACAUGCAACAGCAGCAGCCUUUGCUGUCUACUCAGGAUUUUAACAUGGCUGCUGACAUCGAUCCUCAAAAUGCAGAUGUUUAUCAUCACCGAGGACAGCUGAAAAUACUGCUUGAUCAAGUUGAAGAAGCUGUGGCAGAUUUUGAUGAAUGCAUUAGAUUAAGACCCGAGUCUGCUCUGGCACAAGCUCAGAAAUGUUUUGCACUGUAUCGCCAGGCAUAUACAGGAAACAAUUCUUCACAAAUCCAAGCAGCUAUGAAAGGGUUUGAAGAGGUCAUAAAGAAAUUCCCCAGGUGUGCUGAAGGCUAUGCGCUAUAUGCCCAGGCAUUAACAGAUCAACAACAGUUUGGUAAAGCUGAUGAAAUGUAUGAUAAAUGUAUUGACUUGGAACCAGAUAAUGCCACAACAUAUGUUCAUAAAGGUUUACUUCAACUUCAGUGGAAGCAAGAUCUGGAUAGAGGUUUGGAGCUUAUCAGCAAAGCUAUUGAAAUUGACAGUAAAUGUGAUUUUGCCUAUGAAACUAUGGGAACUAUUGAAGUGCAAAGAGGAAACAUGGAGAAAGCCAUUGACAUGUUCAACAAAGCUAUUAACCUGGCCAAAUCGGAAAUGGAGAUGGCUCAUCUGUACUCACUCUGUGAUGCAGCCCAUGCCCAGACGGAAGUUGCAAAGAAAUACGGAUUAAAACCACCAACAUUAUAAUUAUAAAAUAGGGGGAGGGAACAUGACCCUCUUUUUAGAAGAAGUUUACCCCCCUCUUCAACUGAACCCUAAAGACACUGUCAUGAACUGUGUUGGAUGGUGGAACUUAGUGUUUCCUGUUUGUGCUGCUGUCAUUUGUUACAUCUCUUUCACGUUUAGGUGUUGUGGGAGUGGCUGUUGAAGGAAGUGUGCAGUGUUGCAGCUUUUAUUCCCUGUGCAACAAAAGCUUAGGACCUGUUAAAGGGUUAUUAAAAUAAAGUUGCAAAGAGUACAAAUGAUAAUUGGCCAUGCAAAUAAAAACUCUGAUUUGUUAAUUUGGCUUUUUUUUCUGGGGGAGGGGGGGAUGAUUACGUUCUGGAUGAUUUUGUCUGUGUGUAUGUGUAAUAUAAGUAUUUUACAGCAUGUUGGUUUUUAAAUUAACAGAGUAAGUGUUGUAAAAUAGGUUUCUUUUAGAUUUAAUUAAUCCCUUUUAGUUGAUUUUUUAAAAAAGGAAACAAAGCCUAAAUGGGGAUUUUUUUAAGGCAGCAAAAUUAAGAGCCCCUUUAAACUAUUGUCUGCAUGCACAAUGCCUCUAGUUCUGCAGAACGUAGACUCAGUGGCAACCGUUAAGCCUUUGACCCCCCUUCAACUCUAAUGGAUAAUGUACAUUGUUCUUAAAGUCCACAGCAGCUGGUUUUCAUAGUCAAUUAUGCAGAAGCAAAUAUUCUGAUUGAUAUAUGUGCUGGAAGACUGAGUAAACAGGAGAAUGGACCAGGUGAGAGGUAAGGUGAAAAGGAAACGUGUUUUUAAUUGCCCACGUAGUUUUCUUAAUAGUGUCCUUUUUAAAGAAAAAGCAGUUUGAUCGUAUGUAUAAAGAUGGAGUGUGAUACGUGAGAGUGUUUAAUAGCUUAAAAUUUCUAAUGAAAAUGUGGCUAAAGGUUCAAAAAGGAUGUAAUUCUUAGUGCCAGAAGCAUAGCAUUUUCUAAGUUUAGUGCUUCGACUAUGGCUAAAUGUGCUUAAGGAAUUUUGAGCCAGUUUUUUCUGAGACGCUGAGGACCUGUGAGUGCUUUUUACUUUUGAGUUAAACUUAAGUCUCUCAGGCUGGCUGACUGCCCACGUCCAAGUCUUCACUAGGAUACUGACAGCAGACUUUUGUUUUGUACAUUUUAUCUUUACCUUACCCUCUUAUUUAGAAAUCACUUUCUUUUUUCUGGUUGUCACUUUUAUGGACCAUCCUUUUGCUUAUAUGCUGCAUUUUUCUGGUGGCCAUGUUCUUAAGGGGUCUCUUGUUUUGAGGUACUCAGGCUGGGGAGAGGUUUAUUUAAGCCUGAGAAUAAAAAAACAUCCAAACAUUAAGCGUUUAUUUUACUUUCCUGGAAAUGAAAUCUAACUAGAGUUUACAUUGUUGGGAAUAAAGGAACAUAUUACCCCUCUUUUUAAAGGGUGCUUUAUCCUAUUGAAACCAAAAAGAUUGUCUAUAAAUGCUAUCUUUUUAGAAAAUACUAGAAAUGACUCCCUUCCAAAGUCAGAGUCUGGAAAAUACUGAGGGGUCUCAUGAUAGUGGGGGCAGCUAAUAUAACUGGUGACUCGGAUAAUGGAAAGUAUGAGAACUCUGCAUUUUAUUUCUUAGAUGAUGCUCCUACGAUAACCCCGGAAUACAGAAAUGUUCUACAUCUCUGAGUAACCUGUGAUUAAAAAGUUUUUAUUUGCAUGGCUUUAUUUACAUUAACACUGAUAUUUUCUUCUCCUCUUCUCCAUUUCUACCCCAUGGGGUUGAGUGGAAAAAUACAAAGGAAACUGAAGCAUGUGCCAUUCAAUACUGUCAUUCCAAAUCCUCAUGGACAAAUUGCCUGUUCUGAAAAAUAUUUGAGCCUGCACUGAGAGCUGCAUCUGUCUGUAUCUUUACUUUUGUAAAUGACCUCACAUGUAAAUUCACCAAAUAAAUAUUACAUUCAAGCUU
Miniopterus natalensis is the source of this 3595-nucleotide messenger RNA. RefSeq names its product translocase of outer mitochondrial membrane 70 (gene TOMM70). Gene Ontology annotation, molecular function: protein binding; transmembrane protein transporter activity. The record is from RefSeq and is a predicted model, not a curated record. Gene Ontology annotation, biological process: protein insertion into mitochondrial inner membrane; protein import into mitochondrial matrix. Lineage: Eukaryota; Metazoa; Chordata; Mammalia; Chiroptera; Miniopteridae. Gene Ontology annotation, cellular component: mitochondrial outer membrane.